Messenger RNA from Gossypium raimondii (Peruvian cotton), 1942 nucleotides. RefSeq lists its product as uncharacterized. The record is from RefSeq and is a predicted model, not a curated record. Gene Ontology annotation, molecular function: DNA binding. The transcript has 4 exons. Bases 89 to 1942 code for a protein of 617 amino acids. NCBI's taxonomy places the organism in Eukaryota, Viridiplantae, Streptophyta, Magnoliopsida, Malvales, Malvaceae.
GGUAUUAUAUUGUUGAUAAUAUAAGUAAUGAGUUGCUUAUAUUUCUAAAUAUAAUUUUAUGUUUCUUAUAUAUAAAUAAAAAUAAAGCAUGCCACCACGUGAAGAGUUCCCGACUAAAGGAUUGGAGGGUGCACCAAGUAAUGAUAUAGGUUGGCACUUUGGAACUCCAGUGCCAAAUGCGAGAGGAAAUAUCGUAUGUAAACUUUGUGGUAAAGUUGUGAAAGGAGGAAUAACACGAUUUAAAGAGCACAUUGCUCAUAAAACCGGCAAUGUUGCACCAUGCCCUAAUGUUACUGGUGUCAUUAGAGAAAGUAUGAUGAAUGUACUAAAAGAAAGCAACACAAAGAAAAUAGACAAAAAGAGGAGAAAAGAUGAAUUCUUAUCUCAAUUAAUAGAAGAGGAGGAUGAGCACGAGGGAUUCAUUGAUGAGGUUUCUGCAAUAAGGCAAGCAACUCGAGAAAGUAUCCAAACACAACACGAGUGGCAUAGAAGGGAAGAAUUCAGACGAAGUACUGGUGGUUGGGAUAACAUUUAUGAAGAAAGACGAUCUUCUCAUGGAUCAGCUAGAGAACAUAAUAGAGAAAGAACAAGUAAAUCCAUCCCAGGUGAGUCUGAGUUUACCUUAAGGGGAGUUAUAUCUGAAUUGGUUAGAAGCAAAAGUUCAAAGCAACCAAAGGUCACUGACUCUUUUUUAAAGAGUUUUCGAAGGAAGAUAGGUGAAACGGUAUCUAAAUUUAUAAUAUAUGAAAAACUUCCUUUUCAAUUAGCAAGCUCUCCAUGGUUGUAUAACUUAAUUCAAGUGUCAGUAGAAGUUGGACAAGGUGUAAAGCUCCCAACACCUUAUGAGGUUUCAAAUAUGUAUUUGGAGUCAGAGUAUCAACGAGUUCAUGAUUGGGUAAAUGGACUAAAGACUCAUUGGAAAGAAUUGGGUGCAACUCUAAUGUGUGAUGGUUGGACCAACAGUUUGAAUCAAAUGCACAUAAUUAAUUUCCAUGUUUAUUGCAGUAAAGGAACCAUUUUUUGGAAAUUGGUAGAUGUCUCAAGUGUCCGUAGUAGAGAUGUUGAAUUCUACUACUGUUUGUUAGAUUCAGUUGUAGAAGAAAUUGGAGAAAAUUACAUUGUCCAAAUAGUGACUGAUAAUGAGGCAGCAAUGAAAGCUGCAGGAAAAAAAUUAAUGUUGAAAAGACAACAUCUAUAUUGGACCUCAUGUGCAGCUCACUGUUUAGAUUUAUGCCUUGAAGAUAUUGGGAAAAAGCCCAGUGUAGCAAAAGUGUUAGAUGAGGCAAAGAAAAUGACUUGCUUUAUAUACAAUCACAUUUGGACUGUUGAUUUGAUGAAGAAGUAUACACAAAGGAAACAAAUACUUCGACCCGCUCUUACUCGAUUUGCAACUCAUUUCAUUCAACUUGAAGAGAUAACAAGACAAAAGCAAGAUGUUGAUCCACUAUCAGAAUGGCUUCAUGAGAAAGAGAAUCCAUUGUUAGAUGGUGAAAAUGCCGGUGUGUUGCCUGUGGAUACCUCUGAUGAUGAAAUGGAUGUUGAUCAAUCUCAACAACAAAUUUUGUCUCAUUCAAGUUCUAGUUCAACUCCAAGUCAAAGUGGCGAUGGACCCGAUGGUUGUGGCUUAAGUCCAAUUGAUGAGGAUGAUGGAUAUAGUGGUAAUAGAGGUGAAAUUAGGUCUUUUAGUCAGUAUGGAGGAGAAUAUGGGGUUGGUACCACUAGUGGACAUUUUCGUGACAGAUCAGAGUUUGAUGGAAAUAUGUUUCCUGAACCUAGGAGAGAUAGAAGUGAACCUAGAGCUCCAUCAAAGGGAAAAGGCAAGAAGCAUACUUCUAUAGGCUCUUCAUCUGGUAGGAGAUCGAGUUCUAGUAACCUUGGAUAUAGUGAUUCAUCUACUAGCACUAAGGCCAAGAGAAUCAAGUCAAGAACGCUCCCAAAGUGA